Messenger RNA from Diachasmimorpha longicaudata, 1211 nucleotides. RefSeq lists its product as uncharacterized. NCBI's taxonomy places the organism in Eukaryota, Metazoa, Arthropoda, Insecta, Hymenoptera, Braconidae. The transcript has 7 exons. The coding region runs from base 322 to 972 and encodes 216 amino acids. The record is from RefSeq and is a predicted model, not a curated record.
GUCUCUCUGCGCGGCAAGUCUGUUGUUAUGACGCCAUUGUUUUGUCCGUUGUUUUGUCCACAGCGUGUGAAUAUUAAUUUGUCGGGUGAUUAGUGCGAUUUUAGGAGAUGGAAGUGCAAUUAUGAACAUUUACGAGUGAGAAAGGCUUUAAGAAUAUCAGAGAUCACUUCCUCGCGAGUGAAACCGUAUUUUUUUAUUACGAUGUGUGGAAAGAAAUAUUUUGUGCACACGGAGCGUGUGGAAAAUUUUAUUUUAUGCACAAGAGGCUGGUUUAAUAUCAUUUGAUCCAGUAAACCGGGAGUCUAAUCCCACUUCGCUUGAAUGAAUGGCUUAAAAUGUGUGUGUCCAGGGUUUUGUCAUGAUGAUAAUGAUUAUUGCUAUUAUUCACAAUCAUCAUCAACACGCGUCCAAUCGUGUCGAUUAUCGAUGAAUAUAGCAAUCAACAUCGUCGACAGUUAUGGCAGUGUUACCCCUGGAUGGACGACCAGCGGUGGACGAUUGUCUCAUUGGGAACGAUUAAUGGUAUUUGCUUCAAUCGAGGUUCGCGACGUCACUCGACGCCCUCGACUCAAAUUACGUCAGAGAUUCCACGCAGCUGAUCCCGGGAAAAAUCAUCCAGAAGUUGCAAUAUCUGUUGCAUUUCGCCAGAAGCAUCCAACCACGGUAUUGAGUCCCUCAAAACCCACUGGAGUGAGGAGGUGUAGUAGAAAAAGAUGGAGGUGGAUGCGGAUUAACGAACGCUCGGCUACUGCUCCGAGGCGCAUACGUUUACAAAAGAAGAAGAAGUGGAGGAAGAGGACUCCAAAGGAAGGGAGAGGGGUGAGGAUACACGUUCAUGCGAGGAACUCGCCGCAGGUGGGACCAUUCUGCCCCGUAGACACGCUUAACCCUUUCCACACGAACGUUGAUUCUCUGUCUUACUUGAGGGAGAUGAAAAAAAAAAAACCCCAAGCACUUGGGGCCCCAUGGUAAUCUGGUAUCCAUGGUUAGUCAGCAAACUGGCGUCUAGACGGUGGGGGGAUUUGUGUUGGAUUUAUUUGUGACUGGGGAAUCGUUACCACCUGUUGCCUCCCACAUACGAGUGGAGAGGGAAUCUAGGGAGCUUGACACGUCUUGUUGUUUGAAAAUGUUAUCGCAAAUUGUUAUUUCAAGUUUGACGAAAAUUUCAAUGGGAAAUUUCUAAAAACUGGCAACCGAAAUUCAAAUCUCGC